Messenger RNA from Dromaius novaehollandiae (emu), 1989 nucleotides. It is a transcript of the gene B3GAT2, whose product is annotated as beta-1,3-glucuronyltransferase 2. Bases 285 to 1196 code for a protein of 303 amino acids. Gene Ontology annotation, molecular function: galactosylgalactosylxylosylprotein 3-beta-glucuronosyltransferase activity. The record is from RefSeq and is a predicted model, not a curated record. The transcript is spliced from 4 exons. Gene Ontology annotation, cellular component: Golgi membrane. Gene Ontology annotation, biological process: chondroitin sulfate proteoglycan biosynthetic process; carbohydrate metabolic process. Lineage: Eukaryota; Metazoa; Chordata; Aves; Casuariiformes; Dromaiidae.
GCGGAGGAGCGCUCCGGGAGCGCCCCGCUCGGCUCGGCGAUGUUCGGGGAGGAGGAGGCGGAGGCGGAAGGGCGGCCGCUCGCGGAGUAGGCGAAGGCGGCGAGGCACCUGCCCCGCGGCUCCCCGCGCCCGGAGGAGGAGGAGGAGGAGGAGGCGCCGCGCUGCGCGGCCGCCCCGCAGCCGCGUCCCCGCGCGGGCCGGGCCGGGCCGGGGGAGGGCGGCGCGGGGCAGCCCCCGCCGCGCCGUCCAUGGGGCGGCGGUGAGCGGCGCGGCGCGCAGGCAGCAUGAAGUCGCUGCUCUUCAGCCGCUUCCUGCUGCUGCUGCCCUGGGUGCUCGUCGUCAUCGUCGUGCUGGACAUCGACAGCAGCCGCGCGCCGCUGCCCGCGCUGGCCCCCCGCGGCGGCGGCCGGCCCGCGGCGGCGCGGGCGCCCCCCCAGCGGCGGCGCGAGGCGGCGCUGCCCACCAUCUAUGCCAUCACGCCCACGUACAGCCGCCCGGUGCAGAAGGCCGAGCUCACGCGCCUGGCCAACACCUUCCGGCAGGUGGCGCGCCUCCACUGGAUCCUGGUGGAGGACGCGGCGGCGCGCAGCGAGCUGGUGAGCCGCUUCGUGGCGGGCGCCGGGCUGCCCUGCACGCACCUCCACGUCGCCACGCCGCGCAGGUACAAGCGGCCCGGGCUGCCCCGCGCCACCGAGCAGCGCAACGCCGGCCUGGCCUGGCUGCGCCAGCGCCACCAGCACCUGCCGCCGCCCCAGCCCGGCGUGCUCUUCUUCGCCGACGACGACAACACCUACAGCCUGGAGCUCUUCCAGGAGAUGCGUACAACCCGCAAAGUAUCAGUGUGGCCCGUGGGACUUGUGGGAGGACGACGGUACGAGCGCCCUAUUGUGGAAAACGGCAAAGUUGUUGGCUGGUAUACUGGCUGGAGAGCUGACAGGCCAUUUGCUAUUGACAUGGCAGGAUUUGCUGUGAGUCUUCAAGUGAUUUUGUCACAUCCAAAAGCUGUAUUCAAGCGGCGUGGUUCUCAACCAGGAAUGCAAGAAUCUGAUUUUCUAAAACAGAUAACAACAGUGGAGGAACUGGAACCAAAAGCAAACAACUGCACAAAGGUUCUUGUAUGGCACACACGAACAGAAAAAGUAAAUCUAGCUAAUGAGCCAAAAUAUCAUCUGGACACAGUCAAUAUUGAGGUAUGAGCUGGAGAUACAGUUAUACAGGAAAUAAGCGUACAAUGGAUAUGUCAGAAGAUGGGAGAAUUCAGUCAGUUAAAAUAGCAUACUCCUGUAUGAGAUCUUUUAUUAGUUGUCUGACGGACUUCUGUGGAAACAAAAAAAGUUGUCAUAUACCCUAAUAAGCAAAUGAAAUGGGUGUGCUUUGUUCUAAUUUAUUUGCAUGCAUUUUUGAACUUGGUCUUAAACAGACACUUACCUUUGUUUUAAGACUGUUUCCACAUAGUAAAGACAAUCAAGAGACAAACAUGACUGCAAUGGAAUAUUUUCAAAAUCAUUAUUUAUGUAUAUAGUUUUUGUAUUUAUCCAACCUAAUGGUGUAAUUAUAAAUUGAUUUUAAAUCACAAACUGUUGACCACCAAAAUAUUUGUGUAAAUGGAUCCUCCAAAUUGAGUAUGUUUUCCUUCAUUAAAACAGACUUCUUGAAGAAAAAGCGAUCAGACAGGUCAUACAAUCAUGAAAUAAAAAAAAAUCCACAAUCGUUUAUGGAUUUAUCCUUUUAAUAUAGGGAAAUAACAUUUUAUUAUUACGAGGCACCAUAAAAUGUAAACACAAUCACUGUCAUAAACCUGGAUAUCUCUGCAAGGAAAAAUAUAUCUGUUCACACUGAGUUAUGUUGUAUACAUAUUGUGCCACUAGUCCCCAGCAUUAACACUGUGUACAUGCCUCAUAAGCCAGAUUGGAUAUCUUAUCACAGGAAACUCCAAUGGAUCAAAUGGUCUUUUUUUAAAAGAAUAAACUAUUAAUUUGUAGAACUACA